Molecule: messenger RNA, 11263 nt
Organism: Folsomia candida
Lineage: Eukaryota; Metazoa; Arthropoda; Collembola; Entomobryomorpha; Isotomidae
Exons: 23
Coding region: 3505-7380 (1291 amino acids)
Molecular function (GO): protein binding
Source: RefSeq, a predicted model, not a curated record
GCUCUCUGGAAGCAGUGCUGACGGUUAGUCUGAGUUUGAGACUCUGAGACCCUGUUGUUUUACGGCUUCUUUACUCUCAAUUUCAAAUCAAAAAGACCCAUUAUCUACGCGAGGAGGUCAAUUAGCAAAAAAAGUUUAUCCAACGCAAAACAAGUAGGAAGAUUUAAAAAAUAACAAAAAUAAUUACGUCAAAUUUAUUAGAACCGACUUUUAAGAAGCAAAAUGUGUAAAAUUGCGAGGGUUGUGUAGCAAAGAAAGCAGUACGAAUCCAUUCAUUAGUGUUUGUGUGUCUGCUACUGUAAAAAGCUGAAUUCACAAUGGUGUGAGUAAAGUGAUUUAAAGUUUGUAUCAACUUUCCUUACGCUCAGUUGCUGUACUGUUAUCAACGCGAGUUCUAUCUCUCGAGCAAGAGCUACAAAUUCUAAAUUCUGUAAACAACAGUCCAAUCAGCGUGUUCAUCUGGGAGGAACAGACAAAUGUGUCUCCACGUGGAAAAUUCUGAAAAUCUCUAUUUGUGAAAGUUGAAAGUGCGAAAAUGUUUUUAGUUUUGUCGAGUUACUGGCGGAUCGAAUUGCGUUCAUUAUUCUCUCACUCGCAGUCGUCGUCUGUCUCUAUUUCCUCCAAACUUGGCUGUCAACCCACCAUUUAACAUAUACGGACAAAUAACCUGUAUUUUCCGUAUUUUUCCCAUUCCAUCCGUCUCUCGCUAAAGGCUGCAGCUCACGGCGGCGUCAUUAUUACUGGAAAUCUAUGUUUGAGCUUCGUGUUAACACGUGGAGACGUGUUAUAAUUUAAUUCGACAUCAUUUCUUGAACUAACAUUGAAUUUCAAGUUCAUCCACGUCCAGCUCAAGUGAACUAACUCCCUCGUGAUUGAUCAUGUACAAAGACGCGAUGCUGCAAACAAAAGUGUCGGACAGCGAACAAGUCAGUUUUUGAGUACAUGUGUAGCUCAAGUUGUGCGAACCAUGUAAAACAAGUUGGAGAAAUUUUUCUUGUUCUGUCAUCCUUCACCUAUGUACACGAUUCUGGUGUGACAUGUUGUGGGCGAAGCAGUGGUAGAGAGUGAAAGGAGGCCGCUGCUGAUUGUACGGUGAACUGAACUGUACCCGAAAACUAGUAAACUAGAACAUCCAUUUGUCAGAUAAAUCCAUUUCUGUCUACAUACUUUUUUCACCCGUAUAAUUUCUUCAUACGAUAUCCAUCCAUAAUCUAAAAAUCCACACACUGAGAUUAUUGGAUGCCUAGCGUCUAGCCCCCGCUCCUCAACCCUGCGUGGAUGCCAAUGCUGUUGUACGUUUUUGCGAAACACAACCUUCAAAACUCUGGAGAGUAAACUAAACGAAACUGGGUUUCUACUCUCUGUCAUAGCCAGAAGCAGGAGGAGCAGUGCUCGUUAUUACUAAAAUGUAACGAGAGCUAUCCAUCAAUGUCUAUAAAAAUACCUUUGAAAAUGAGACUCCAGAGUGUAGACGGGAUCCACAACAGCGUUCUGAAAUUCAGUGAGAAAAAAGAAACCCUUCCUUCGAAGGAUGAUGAUAAUAUUAUGGAAGCGGCCAAUUCUCCUUCACAUACUCUGCAAUAAGAUUUAAAUUCGAUACUUGUCGAGUAUUUUGUUGUCUUUUCUCCAGAAAAUGUAAAAUUAUAUCCAUUCAAUAGUUCCCUUGUACAAUUUACUACAAAAGGAAGCACCGUGCUCCAAUAUUCAGCCAACUAGGAGAGCAAAAUCGGAGAAAAUAUUAUUAUUAUUCAUAGCCCACGCCGUUCCUCGGUGCAUGCAGAAGCCAUCGACACUCUAUACCACAUAUUUAGCCAGUCCAUGUAGUCAGUGCUGCUGGCGGAAGAAUGAAUAGUAUGUGAAAGUAGUGGUGCAAUAAAUUUUGUACAAGUCGUUCCCAAAUUGAUGCUUGCCUGGUCAUACGCGCGCAAUUCUGUAAUGUGAAUAUACAUCCGCGUAUUACGGAAUGAAAUACGAAUCAAACUUUGGAAGCAAUGAGAACAAGAGCAUUAAUUCUUGCGAACUUUCCCCACUUUAUACAUUUUCUUUCUCUCGCUUUCACUCUCGUGGGCAAGUUCCGCGUAUUGUAUUGAAUUGCGAAGGAAGGAAAUAAUGUGUCAUUUUUAGGAAUAAAUCGACACAAAAGAAGACACUUGAGAGGGAUGGAGCAGGAGUCAGAGAAGGUGUGAAAAAGAUAAGCCACGAGAUAAAUGUAUUGAACACUUGAAUCGAGUUUGACUUCUCUCUCUCUGACCAGAAAUAGCGAGCAAGUACUGCUACUGGCGAAAAAAGUCACAAGAAGCAGUGGUGGAAACCUCGAUCUUCCAUCCCUGUGCUUUAUACAAGAUUAAAAGUUCUUCAUCUGUCUCCUUCCGUGAGUUAGAGUGUGGAAGCAUCUGCACCCUCAUCUCUGCAGGCAGCUACUCCGAGGCUUUAACAAACUGUGUAGAACAGAGUGAGGAGCCCAGCAUCGGAUAAAAUAUUGGACACCCAGUUUUCCUCUCUGGAAAGAAAUGGCCAGAACAUGACUGGGGGCUUUUGGGCAUUUCUUCUUCACAAGACAUAAAUUUGAUAUGGGACAACGUGCGUACGUAAGAUGUUUUAUGCCGUGCCAAUUCCAAACUGCUUGGGCAGGGUGGCCAAUAAUAUAAUCCUCCUUCACACUGCUGCCGGCUCAAUUUGUGAGUGAGACUUAAAAAAAUCGGAUCAAAAUUGAGACUUGGAUUUGCCACCAACUCCGCAAUAUGAAUCCGCAAUAUGACUCCGCAUAUUGAAUUCAGACUUGUUUGAACAUUUGACACGAGAAGACAUUCUUGUAUUAUUGCUUUGUCGUUAAUCUGCCACAAUUGGGAUUGACAAAAGUGAAUGAGUGACUUGAGCCGAGUUUAGGCUGAUUUACGUACACACUUUUCGACAAAGGUCUCGCAUGAGUCGGUAAAUAAGAGAGAUCGAGAAAAUUGUGGGCUUCCUUGAUAAUUUCUACAGCUUUUCACUAACGGGUCGAAUAAUAAGUAAUGUAAUUGAAUAGGACGCUCCAACAAUCCCUUCUUGAAUAUAGGACACAUUAUUGUGCUUACUGACUUGACUCGUGGUUUGCUGAAUGAGUGAAAUAGUCAGUUAGCACGUGUAUGGUGCUCUGUGCUGAAGUAUUGAUUGGCAAUCAUCUUCGUUGUUAAGGCAGGAUACACGGUACGGAAAUCAUUCGAAAACCUUGAAUAUUAAUAACUAUCCAGUAUCGACGAAUAAACGGGUUAUACGACUCAAGACUAUUUAUUCGCCCACUUCUUAUCUGUCAAUGGAAUCAUUACUAUUUAUACGUACAUUCAAUGUAAACUAAACUAGUGUACAUUGUUACAAUUUAAAAUUUAAGUGUGGCACGCGUAAUUAAUAAUUAUGAGUUGUGUGAAGAAGGAGAAAAUGUUCAUAUAGAUAUUCGGUGAAUAUUAUUGGUGUGCCAUGUAAUUAAACCGUAUCCAAAACUCAUAGAUAUUUUCCCUAUAAAAGAACAUGGAAGACCAGUCUCUACCAUUAUUGCAAGUCAACAGCAUGUCCUCGUGUAAUAAUAAGCGUAACUUCAAACGGAGGCGGAAUGGGCGAAGUCACUCAGUUUUCCACAUUUGGAACAGGGAUAAACGAAGAGAGGAAAGUGAAGCUUUUAAAUUGAAAUUGAACAAGAGGUCGAUUUUGAGUCGACCCUGCCAUGCCAAGUAUAAUGAUAAUUAUCAAAAAUACGGGUUCCACUCUAGCCAAAGACAUUUUCCUUUUGAAGACGAACCUUUAUCUUCCUUCACCAAAUUGUCAAAGGCCACGACAUCAACUUGUGGCAGCUCUUCUGCUGCUUGUCCCAAUGGUGACAAAAUUUCUAAAAUUCUUCCUCCUUCUCCUCCUCCUCUUCUUCUACCAGCGUCAUCAGAACCCUUCCUAUUCUCUUCACCAAUUUCUUCAAAUUGGUGGCAGAGUGGCCAAACGGACCUCCAGAAUGGAGAAAGAAGAGACCAGGACCACCACCUACAGCCACGACUGGCAGCAGAAGAACGGGUGAAAGUAGGGACGACGGAAUUAGAAUUAAUGCCGAAGUCAAUACCAUUACCUCCACCUUCUCUGCUCGCCAGCAAUGUGCCGCACGGCCCAAGGACUAAUAGUGGAGUGUGGCAUCGUCAGCAUCAAUUGCAAUCUCCUUCUUCCAGUGUGCGUCGUCCUUCUUCUCCACGAUUAUCAAAAGUACCCAGUGUAGUAGCAGCUCAACUAAUACUUAUUAGAUUAUUGAGCUUGAUACUGAGAGUGACAUGCAUUAGCCAUUAUUGCUCCAAAUUGUUCUUCUCCUUCCCUCCUUUCUCCACCUUCAGGAGAAGCAGCAGCAGCAGCAGCAGCCACCACCUUCUCCAUUCUCCCACUUUUGAUCUCAAGUCGCCAGAGAAAAGGUCGUCGUCUCCUCGGCCGACACGCUUGUGGACGUCCUUUCUAUUACGUCCGUCAUGGCUGUGGUCUAAUGUGGCAUCCUCCUCGCCAACACCUCCUGCUCCUCAACAACCACUGCCACUCUCAUCAUCUUGUACAGGUGGUAGAAGAAGAUGCGGGUUUUGUGUCAGCGGCUCAAGGAGAAGGAGCGGUGGCGGUUGUUGUGAUGGGAUGAGGAAGAGAAAGCCGUCGUCCACCACUCUCACCACCAGCGAGUCCCAUCCGACUUUCUCCAAUGGACCCCUCAGCAAGCGUGUCAGGUGUCAAAUUAGUUCAGUAAGAAGUGAUUUCAUCUACAUAAUCGUUUUUGCUCUCUGCGUACUUUUACCAAAUGUCGCCCCCGUCAUCACAUCCAACGAGAUCCACGUUUAUCCAAUGGACUCGGCAUCAAGUGCCGACCGAGCGGAAGCAGAAAUCUCUGCCCCUGUGGAGGGAGUUGUCGGGAAGAGGACCGAUAUGACUUGUGAUAUCUCCUCAAAUCGCCGUGACGAUUCAGUCUACAUGGUUUUGUGGUUUCGUGGCGAUGAGAGCAUCCCGAUUUACAGCUUGGACGUGAGAGGCAAGCAUUUCAGUGCCGCAAAACAUUGGUCUGCCGACGUUCCAUUUGGGAAACGUGGGCAUUUUCAAACCACAUCCGAGCCUGCAAGACUAAUCGUAGAACCUGUAAAGGUAGAAGACCAAGGUGUUUAUCGGUGUCGAGUGGAUUUCCGUAAUUCACCAAGUCGUGAGAGUCGAUUGAACUUAACCGUCAUUGUGCCUCCACAAGAACCGCAAAUUUUCGAACACACGGGUAUGAACGUUCGAGGUGAGGUGGGACCCUAUCGCGAAGGAUCGACGAUAGAAUUAACGUGCAUCGUCCGCGAUGGAUUCCCAAGUCCAUUGGUCAUGUGGUACCUAAACGACGAUCUUGUGGACUCUUCAUACCACGCGGAAAAUGAGAAUCAAGUUAUAAAUCACAUUUCAGUGCCAAAUAUUCAGAGAAGUCAGCACCGAGCUAAUCUGGAGUGCCGUGCACGGAAUACGGUUCUUAUCUCUCCCGUAUCAAAGACUGUCAGCAUUGAACUCAAUUUACGUCCUCUAUCCGUGUCGAUAUUGCAGCGACACAGCCAACUUUCUACACAUACUCAGUAUGAAAUUACAUGCGAGUCUUGGGGAUCGCACCCUCCUCCCACUCUGCUUUGGUUCUUGGAAGGUCAAGAACUAAAGGGGGUUACAACAGAGGAAUCCAGGUCAAGUAAUACUUCAGUGUCCAGGCUGCUCUUCACUCCUACUCCAGAGUUUGAUGGGAAACGCUUGAUUUGUCGAGCCUCAAACCCUCUGCUGCCUGGCACUGCAAUCGAGGACUUUUGGCAGCUACGCGUUGUGUAUUCGCCAAUAUUGUCUCUUCGGUUGGGGUCCUCUAUCAACCCGAACGCAAUCAAGUUCCAAGACGAUGUUUACUAUGAAUGUGUAAUCAGAGCUAAUCCGCCUGCUGUAAAAUUAACAUGGUACCACAAUGGAGAAAAUCUGAAACAUACGCCAACUUCGGGGAUCAUAAUGUCCAAUCAAAGCUUGGCCCUCCAGAAAGUAACAAGAGCUUCUGCAGGAAUUUAUGUAUGCAGUGCCACCAAUAAUGAGGGUGAAGGGCGAUCUAAUCCGGUUGAGCUGAAAGUGAUGUAUGCUCCGACCUGUCGAAAUGACUUGUCAAGUGCAGAAGGAACCCCAGUAAUUAUCGCUGCCUCUCGGUCAGAGGACGUAAACAUAACUUGCGAGAUGGAUGCUCUGCCAGAGUCCUUGCGAUUCCACUGGGCUCACACAAAUACGGUUGGAGAAGCUGUGGAUUUGGAGCCGGAGAUUUACACCAGCCAAGGAUCAAAAAGUUUUCUUUUCUACAACCUCCGCUCCGAAGAGGAUUUUGGAACGCUUCUGUGCUGGGCUCAGAACUCCAUUGGGACUGCGGAGAGGCCGUGCAUAUAUCAGAUCGUGCCCGCCGAUACGCCUCAACCUGUGGAAAACUGCAGCAUUAUAAAUCGGACGAGCACAUCUGUGGAAAUUACAUGUGAGCCAGGAUUUGACGGAGGACUCCCACAGUCAUUUUACCUCGAAGCUUUCCAAGCUGCACCUGCAGAUCGUCGUGGACUCUAUUUUAAUAUUUCGUCAUCCAGUCCAACUUUCUCUCUAAGUGGAUUAGAUCCUGAUGGAACCUUUCACUUUAAAAUUUAUUCCGUCAACAGGAAGGGCAGAAGUUCACCUUCGAUCAUGGACAACAUUGCACUAAACUAUCCAUCAAUGCAAUCUGCAAAAGUUCGAGAUUUGGAGAAAACCACAAUUGCCAUCAUCAUCGGUGCCUCCUCGGCGGUCUGCCUCUCGGUGGUCUCCCUAAUUAUUUUCAUAGUGCACCGAAUCAAGAAUCCCAUUAAUGCUCCAGAGUUGGAAAAGUCGUACAGCCGAGAGUUUCGACCAUCGCGUCGAUCUUCCACAAACGAUGAGCUCUACCACCACAAUUCUAAAAAGCCAACCAACACAAUUGAUAUUCCUUUUCCUGCAACAAAUGAAAAUGACUUGGAUGAAGAGGAUCCAGAUUUAAUACCAUCAACAAGAAACGUGAAAACGGGCAUGGGGAAGACUUACUCGCGUCUGAGUAAUGGAGAAAUUAAUCAACGUUAUGGGGUCGGAUUCGUUGAAAAAAUUCCUUUGAGGACUGUAGACCCCGAUGUACCAUUAACAAUGGAACAACACUCAGGCUUGUCUAAUUACGCCACGUUUAGGACCAACAAACCCAAUGGGUAUGGACUACAGCACACAAGACAAGGACCACCCACCCGACCAAUAGUGAGCAGCUCGGGCAGUUUUCAUGGGAAACCUUCAUCCGUCGUUGUCAAUAUUGAUACCAGAUUAAUAGGCCAACAGUUAGCUUCGAAUCAACUUCCAGAGAGCUGUGUUUAGCCAGGGAGAGAAUUUGAAUGGAUUGUGAGUGCAUUUAUCACAGUCAUUGCCAACACGGUCCAGUGACUAAAUAUCUCUCCCAUGGAUAGCUACGAAGACUCUUCAACCUGUAACUACAUAUAAUUUCGUCCUGCCACCACCACGAGGCAGCCGACAAAAGGAGAAAGAAGUCUUUCUCAGCUCCCUCGUAGUAGUUACAUGACAACACAUUCUUUGCCUUCCGGAUUCUCUCAAGAACUUUCUCUCAUGACUCUGUGGCUCAACUCCACAUGCAGAUUCCUCGACUCCUCCGUCGGCUUCCUUCCUUCCUUUCACCAACUGAUGAUUGGAUUUUUGGUACAAGUUACUCAAAUUAAUCAUGUCACCAAGAACACGCCCAAUAUUUGGAUUACAGAAUGUGCGUUGUGUGUUAACAAUGGAACGAAGCUUCAACUUCCAGUCGACUUCUCCGUCAUCAUGUUGGUCUUCUCAACUUGUGUAGCGCUUUACAACACGUACUCUAGUGUCGUAUGUAUACAUGACGAUGAGCUGACAAACACGUACUUGAAAUCUUAAAUAAAUUCGCCAUUGUGACAAAAUAUAAAAUGUUCUCGGGAUGUGUGAGAUUCAAAAAUAUAGUUCAAAGCUUCAACACCUCACACGUGCGUGUCAAAGUGACUUGAUACAAAUCAUAAUAAUAAUACUAAAAAUUAUUACCUUCUUCAUAUUAAUUCUCACAAGUUGAUGCUACCAAAUAUAUCAAAUGAGAUACGCAUUAAGAAGUAACAUCACCAGAUGAAACCGCACUACCACAUCUACCCAACCUUCUUAGCUGGUUGUGUGGAAACAUAACCGUAAUCAUACAAUUUUACGGUAUGACUACCAUUACACAAUUCAACGUGGGUGUGUGAGCCCGCAGUACAAAUCUGAUGGAAACCAGGCUCGGUUCUCACUAAAGUAUGACUGACGGAAACCGUGAGAGGAAAUGAAACGAGGGAAAGGAGCGCAAAACUGACAAAAGUGGUUACUUUGCAGCGGCGUGGUUUCAAAAGUAUGAGCUGUGUUCGCUCUUCAUGCAAACUAUAUUAAACAAUUACCUCCAGUGCAGUAUCAUCAUCCAUCUACUUCCACCUUGACAAAAGUGUAACGUUAACUGCAUAUUACAUAUUGUGUGCAUCUGCUCCAUUAUCAGGUAGAUUAAUUGCAUGCAGGACGACAUGCUUUGUCUCAUUAAUUUAGCACUAUCUGAAUCUUUUGUGAAUUAUGAUGCGAAUUAUGAUGAUCCGUUCCAUUGUCAUGGCAGCAAUUUCCCAGCCCAACUGUAGACGACCGUCACAAGGUGCACAGCACAAGAAGGAAUACAAGUUUGCAUUAAAGCAAUCGAGUAAAUGUGACAUGGCAGGCUAAAUUCAACUUUAGCAAAACACUUCCUCUUUCCAGUCGUGAGCUAUCCUAUGCUUGAAGCAAUCCAACCAAUUAAAUCAAGUUUCUACCUCUCUCUGUGGACUUGAAGUUUAACGGUUUGAGUCUAAAAGUGUGACUGAAUGUGUGGUGCAUUGUUUCCUAAUUCUAAUGGAUUUAAGCCCAUCCCACCACCGAACAAGACUGUGAAAUCUACAUUAUGACAGAAGCAACAACGACACAUUUCUGCAUCUUUUAAUAAGAAGAUUAAUUCUGCUGAACUCGUAUAUUUAUGGUGUUAAACUUUCCACUCAAUUUCUUAUCCAGCACCCUUUACGGCAUUUAAAUUUGGCUAACUGCGUAAAUUACAACGAGACAUUUUAUGGGACCUCGACCCACUUGUAUAUACAUAAAUAAAUAAAUAGAUUGUAAUAAUUAUUGAAAUUAAAAGUAAUGCUAGCAUAAUGAGUAGCAGAGUUGCGAAUGCUGUUUGAGAUGGCAGACUACAUUUUCAUGUUUUACUACGAUCCCUUAAGUUGAGGUUGUGAUAUGGUCGAAUGAGCUUGUCUAGUUGCGUCUUGUACAAUUUAUUCUGCUGCUGCCGCAGUUAUUGGGAUAGGCUCUGACCAUUUUUGUGUUGAUUCUUCAAGUAUUUAACAUUCUGCAGAAAGGAAUUGAAGAUGGCCAUUUCGAUCCCACUGUUAUUGCUGUACUUACACUUAUCUCUAUCUUAAUGCAUUACACACCAUUUCCAUCCUUGCUAAGAAAACCAACAUCGCGAGAAGGAGAAACUCUGCUGCAUAGGGCUGCUGCUGAUGUAGAUGAGAUUUCUCUUCACAUUUGCCAUUCCGAUUCGAUUGAGAUUUGGAUUGAGAUGCCCUUUCAUGGGCGAUGGCCACAUUUCACAUCCAAAUCAUCUGCCCUCACUACGACACGCGGAACCCCAGGAAUCUCCUCGAAUCCAACCUCUUAUCUCCUGGAUGGAUGGGCAAAUGUUGCUGUUAUUGCUGUGAGUAAAACUAAACCUGGUUCAAAGUUCACAUCCAUGUACAGUAAAACGAGUGAGGAGAACCAUUUCGAAAUGCCCGUGUCUCGGAUUUGAAACCAAACCACCGUAACUAACCAACCAACCACUCUCCCCAACAAUACCUCGGAAGACGCUUGAACACUUAAACUUUCCCCAUGCGAAACCAUUUACAUGCUGCCUCCGCCCAGAUAAAAAUAAACGAAGGGUGUUGAAUGACUCGUCUUUUUUUAGAAAUUGAGUCCAUCGUCGUUCCUAAGAGUGACCAAGAAUGUGUGGCAUUGUCAUCUGCAGGCAGUAGCAGGAUCAAAUUCACCACCCAGCAAGAGUGCUUCGUGUGUCUAAUCAUUAUUAUCAACAUUCUGCUUUCCAUGUGUUCCUACAUGUAAUGCGUUUAGAAUGACGAUAAUCAAUUCCUUCCCAAUCGUCAUGAGGUGCGAUAGAGAACUUAAAUGGCGCAGAAAUGUGAAUCUAUUUGGUGUAAUGAGUCCCCUUAAUAGAACAUAAUAUGAGUGUUUUUUGUUUCUUUUUGGUGCGUGCGCGUACGUUUGUAAGCAAGUGUAAAAGUUAAAAAAAAAGAAAAGAAAAAUGAAUAUGCUACAUAAAUAAGGGUGAACAGAAAUUAAUGUACUGUGUGCUAAUACGGUUUGUAUUUAUAUAUAAUAAUAUAUGUAAUAGAGAUGGGGAAAGUCAAGAAUAUACAGCAUAAAAAUAAACUAUGAGAUAUCAUGACUGAAAAUACAAAUGACAACUGUAUUACUAUUAUGACAACCUUGCCUAAAAGUAGAAGAAAAGAAAAAUGAAAUUGAAUGUAUUUAAUUUGUUGAAAUCUACAAUAUUUUAUGUACACACAUACUCAUAAAGUGACAAAACUGAAUUGAAAACUGGAUAGAUUGCUAAAGUAAGAGCGUGAAUUUACUGUGCGAUCCUUUUCCCUUCUUGGCAGGAAAUAGUUGAAAAAGUUUUGACAAUUUCCUCUCUCAAAUUAUUAUCCCAUGUUGCACACUCGAGUUCUCUUCUAUCACGAGGGAACAUUACUCAAAGUACUUUGCAGGAUUGGAGUGAAAGUUGUGAAAGUGAGAACAAGAUGGGUUGUGUAUCAUCAUUGACUAUUAAUGAUUUGGAAUGAUUUUACCAUACAAAGUGAGUGAGAAUCGUGCACAAUGGUUUGGAAUGAUCACAAUGUAAAAUUCUAGAUUACAAAUUGUACAAAGUGAAUGGCGUGGUUUACAUAUAAUAAUUUACAUGUGUAGCUAUUUAAGUAUGUCUAUAAAUCGGUAUAUACUCGUGGUAAAUAGUUGGAGUUGUACCAUUUUUAACACUUACAUUGAUUAGUUCCUACUAUAAAAGAUAGAUAUACAUACGAUUGAAUUAUGGUAAAUGGCGCCCAUUUAAUCAUGUCGUGCAUAUUGUGCAUAUAUUAUACUGUCAACUGUCUACUUAAUAAAAUAAUAAAAUAUUUCUGAAACAAAUUACGAA